This is a messenger RNA of Cladocopium goreaui, 1821 nucleotides long. The record is from the annotation of a GenBank genome assembly. NCBI's taxonomy places the organism in Eukaryota, Dinophyceae, Suessiales, Symbiodiniaceae.
AUGUCGCGUAUGUGGCGUUUCGCUUCGUUGCGCCGUCUUUCUUUUGCUGUAGGGCUAUCGCUGGUGGCAUGCGAUGCAUGCGAUGCAUGCGAUGCAUGUGAGCCGAUUGCGGCCGAUGGCGAGACAGAGAGAGACUUUAUGCAUUUGCUGCAACGCUUUAGCCACAGGACGUCCCAAUGGUCUGUGAUGGCGCCCGAUCCAAGUGUGCUGACUUGGGAUGCGGCCUCUCCUGGACAUGUCUCCAACGGUGUGCUUUCAGUACCUUUGGAUGUUUUUGACCCCGACAGUCCCAUGUUGGAGCUGCCGGUGACGAUGCGCUUCGCAGAGACGCAGCCGGCGCCCAAAGGUCUCAUGUUGAUCCACUGUGGUGGACCCGGCUCGGGCUCUAACUGUGUGCGCUAUAUGUAUGGCAGACACCUGCAGGGCUACGAUGUCUUUUCCAUCACCCAACGUGGCAUGGGCUCCGCAGAGCCCGCCUUAAACUGUGCCAAUUCCAAGCUGCCGGAGACUUGUCCCAGCACCGGCUGCCAGGUAAGUGACUUCACAGACUGUCCUUGCGCCUUGUUGGAUGGCACCCCGCAGUUAGGGGAAAUUUGGGCAGACAUCGAUCCGGCGAAUGAGAGCCAGGUGAUGAAGCUCUUCCGAAAGAGAGAAGAAUGGGGGAAGCGAUGCGCGGCGUCGGAGAAGUUUCAGCUAAAGAAUGACAAGGGGAAGAGCUACAAUUUCUUGAACUACGUCGGCACUCAAUUCCUGGUCUACGAUCUGGAGCGGCUCCGAAAGGCGGUUGGCGCAAAGAAGCUGAACGUCUAUGGUUACAGCUACGGCACCUACGUGGGUGGCGUCUACGCCUCGGUCUUCUCGGAGACCUCCGGCAGAAUCGUCCUGGACGGCGACAUGGAGGCCUCGCCGCGGAAGGACGCGCAGGCGGAAGGGGAUGCCAUCGCCAACGACAAGUUCGUGGCAUUUUUGCUCAACACCUGCAAAGAUGCGCCAGAUUGUCCUUUGGCCAAGCCUGAAGAGAACUAUGACAAGAUUAUUGAGAGCGCCCGAAAGGGUCAGUUGACUGCUCCCACAGAAUCGAAGAAAGACUUCCCCUUAUCCGUGGGGAUGCUGAUGGCGUACCUCCAAGCGGAAUCCUUGUCCAACUCGGGUCGCUAUUUUGCGCGGGCGCUACAAACCCUGGCACAAUUGGCUUCGAGCAAAGAAGAGGAACGAAGAGAUGCGGUGGCUUUCAUUCUGGACGGCUUUUGCUACGUGAAAGGCGUGAGCACGUGGUCCAGAUACGACAUUUGUGUUGGCCCAGGCCACACCAACGAGAACGAACCUGCCGCCGUGGGCACCAGCUUCGCUGAUCCCUACCUGGAACUGUGUGCUGUGUGGGGCCUGGACCUUGCUGGCUACUUCGAAGCUGGGAAUGAUGGUGUGUCCGACCUGAUGAACCAGUGGCGAGUGGAGAAGAUCGAGAGGGGCAUGGCCGGCCUGGCAGCAGCCGUGGGUGACAUGGCGGGCUUUUUCUUGUGGCCUCUGAAGGCCACUCCCACGGCACCCAUGGGGAGCGCCAUUGUGAAACCAUUGAUCAUUGGAAAUCUCUUUGAUACAGCGACCAGUUACAGCUGGGCUCAAGAAAUGAAGAAAUCCUUUCCAGAAGGAUCUAUGAUCACAUGGCAGGGAAUGGGCCAUACCUUUCCCUCGCGUGCCACUGAUUACAAUCGCGCCGCCAUCGAGCAUUGUUGGGGCUACGUGGAAGCCUACUUGCAGAAUGGAACGCUGCCAGUGAACGGCAUGCUAUGUUGGCAAAAGACCAACCCACCUGUUAUUUAA